GGACGUACUAGUCUUCACCGAGCUUGCAUAGCUGGCCAUUUUGACGAGGCGCUUACUCUGAUGAAGAGCGGCUCUGAUGUCAAUGCAAAAGAUAAUGCUUCUUGGACACCAUUGCACGAAGCAUCUCUGAACGGAUACUUGGACAUUGUGAAAGCACUUUGCGAGCAUGGAGCUGAUAUCAACCCCAUGGGAUACGAUGGAUCAACGCCUUUACACGAAGCCAGCGAAAACGGUCAUAGCAAAAUUGUUCGAUACCUUUUGGAAAUGAAUGCCGAUAAGAACAUACAAAAUAAGAAGGGCCAAACUGCAGUUCAAGUUUGC
This is a messenger RNA of Umbelopsis ramanniana AG, 321 nucleotides long. RefSeq lists its product as uncharacterized. The record is from RefSeq and is a predicted model, not a curated record. Gene Ontology annotation, cellular component: nucleoplasm. Gene Ontology annotation, molecular function: protein binding. The transcript has a single exon. NCBI's taxonomy places the organism in Eukaryota, Fungi, Mucoromycota, Umbelopsidomycetes, Umbelopsidales, Umbelopsidaceae. The annotation marks the transcript as partial.